Molecule: messenger RNA, 933 nt
Organism: Lactuca virosa
Lineage: Eukaryota; Viridiplantae; Streptophyta; Magnoliopsida; Asterales; Asteraceae
Source: the annotation of a GenBank genome assembly
AUGGCCCAAUAUGGCAAUAUCCCUUUUAUCCGUCUCAAUUCCCAAAUCACAACCCAAUUUACCUCGUUCUAUUUUCUCUACAUACAAAAAAAACCCUUGUCUGCCUCUUCGUUCGCCACCGUCGAUGAACUUCAGCUGUUCGCCGCCACCUCCUCGCCGGUCAUCAGGUGGUCGUCGGCUCGCCGCCGCCUCGCCGGUCAUCAGAUGUCAAAAACGGAUGACUAUAUCGAAGUGGAAGACGAGACGAUUGAAGUUGACAACCCAACCAAUGAUCAAGUUCCACAAGAAAAAGAGAAAAAAACUAACGAAUUCAACCCAAGAUUGAAAGUUUGGAAUGAAUUUGAAAGGUAUAAGGAUGAAAAGGGUGUUCAAAGAUGCAAAUGUAAGCAUUGUGGUGGUGGGAAUUAUAAGUGUGAAUCGGGUGGUUAUGGGACCAAAAAUCUAGGUUAUCAUUUAAAUAAAUGUAAAGUUUACUUGGCUAAACUUCAUGGUGGGCAAAAACAAGUAACUUUCCAAUAUGGUGAUGAAAACAAAUUGUCAGCUUGGAAAUUUGAUCAAAAUGAGAGUCGGAAAGCUCUAGCCCACAUGUUGGUAGUUGAUGAACUUCCUUUUAGCUUUGUAGAAGGUGCGGGCUUUAGGUAUUACAAUAGUGUUAAUCAACCAUUGUUUAAAGUUCCAUGUAGAAGUACAAGCACAACGGAUGUCUACCAAUUGUUUGUAGAGGAAAAAGAAAAAAUUCGUGACUUUAUUAAAAAAAAUGUUGGUAGAAUAUGUUUGACCACUGAUACGUGGACUUCUAAACAACAAUCAUGUUAUAUGUGUCUCACCGCCCACUUUAUUGAUAACGAAUGGAAAUUAAAAGAAAAAGUGUUGUGUUUUUCUUCUCAAGAGAGUCACCAUGGGGUUGAUAUUGGGAAAAUGGUUGAGAAAUGA